AUGUCAGUGAACGCUCAUUUGGUGGGACAGAGCGAAAACGCAAAGGAUAUUCCAAUUAAAUCAGAAAUAUGGAAGACCCUAAACUGGAGAGCGGUUCUUGCAGAAGUUAUCGCAACUAUGCUCCUUAUCUCCUUGGGAUGCAUGACCUGCAUACCAAUUGAUGGAUUCGCAAGCCACCCAAUGUAUGGACCUUUGGGAUUUGGCCUAAUCGUCACCUUUAACAUUCAAGCGUUUGGUCACAUCUCAGGAGCCCACAUGAACCCAGUUAUCACUUGGGCUGCUGUUAUUUGGGGACAAAUUUCAUGGAUCCUUGGAAUCGCCUACAUUAUAGCUCAGUGCAUUGGAUCUAUAAUAGGGUAUGGGAUUUUGGUGGCAUUGUCACCGGAGGGAUUUAUAUCAAGCGGUGUUUGUACAACGACACCAUUGUUGAGGUAUUCGAUAUAUCAAGCGAUAGGUAUAGAGGUUGUUUUGACAGCUGCAUUAGUGUUUAUCACUUGCGCGCUGUGGGAUCCAGUUAAUAAGGAUCUACAAGAGAGCAGUUCAAUUAAGUGCGGUCUGACCGUAGCUGGGUUAUCUUUAGCUGGUGGGCCAUUAACCGGAGCUGGAAUGAAUCCUGCAAGAUCACUGGGACCAGCCUUGUGGACUUUCACGUGGCGGUCGCAUUGGAUUUAUUGGGUUGGGCCCUUUUUAGGUGCGACAGUUGCUGCCUUUUUAUAUAAAUGUAUUUGGCUGAAAGUUGAUAAAAUCAAACCAGAUAUACCGACAUGGCCUGAUGGUAGUGAGGGAUUGGCAAAAAUUCUGUAA
Messenger RNA from Pieris macdunnoughi, 804 nucleotides. Lineage: Eukaryota; Metazoa; Arthropoda; Insecta; Lepidoptera; Pieridae. The record is from the annotation of a GenBank genome assembly.